Messenger RNA from Suillus discolor, 1338 nucleotides. RefSeq lists its product as uncharacterized. The coding region runs from base 1 to 1338 and encodes 445 amino acids. The transcript is spliced from 4 exons. The record is from RefSeq and is a predicted model, not a curated record. Lineage: Eukaryota; Fungi; Basidiomycota; Agaricomycetes; Boletales; Suillaceae.
AUGACCGUACCUCCUGAGCAAGCUAACCACGCCUUGAACAUUACCUUGGCCGCCCUGCAAUCGCUCAUGAAGCAUUGCAUCAAGGUAAAGGAGGGCGAUCCCGAGGCCUUAUGGUUAUCUGAUGAGAUUGCCCGGCGUGUGGCCAAGGACUUGAAGAUGUAUGGCGGGAACGCCACAUCAUUCUCACCGAAGCUGCUUUCUUUUGCUGCUGUUGUGAGAGAGAACUCAAAGGGUGGCGCCUUUGAGAGUGUCCCCGACUGGACCUCCGUUACAGACGACGACCCGCGCAUCAAGAGCCACCCGCACUUUGAUAAGACUGUGGAUUAUCUUCCACCUUCCUCACUCGAUGAUCUUGUCAUCGCCACCACAGCAACCGCCAAUCCCCCUGCUGUCCUUGCAACGGCAACCGCCAAUCCCCCUACUGUCCCCACAAUGGCAACCGCCGCCAUCCCGCCAUCUAUGUUGGCCUCACCAUCCAAACCAUCCCUCACGGAGUCCGAUAUCCUUGCUGGGCCGGAACCGGAACUGAAAGGAACAUCGGACCUUGGGAAGGAAAAGGCCGAGGGCCCUCCCAUUCCAAUUGACACUCCCGCCGCUCCGCCGACACAAUACAACCUCUUUGUGGCCAGUACAAAGAAGAGAAAGGCUGCAGACAAAGACACGGACACCGUCGUCACAGUUGCCAAGACCAAGUUGCCUUCCCCAUCUGAAGAGCCGGUCAAGAAAAGGAAGAUCACAUCAAAAACCAUUUCCAAGACGGAAUUGGGUUUGGAUGAAGAUAUCGCUACACCAUGGAAGCAUUCCGUUCGCUAUCACCCCCGGCAAUGCGACAAAUGUGCCAAAUUGGACAUUGCCUGCCUUGUCCUCCCCGACAAGAAAUUUGGAUACAUGCACCUCGCCUGUGAAAAUUGUGACAGCAUGAAGAUCGCCUGUGCAAUUGACGGCGUUGGUGUCCGGCAGAGGUUGCAAGCGAAGGCAGCAACAGCAUCCUCCUCCCCGCUCAAACAACCACAGGCUUCGAAAUCCCGAGCCGUCUCUAAAGCACCCGUGAAGCGUGUUUCUCGCUCGCAACGGAGCAUUGUUCAACAUAAAGCUUCUCCGGAAGAAGAGAUAAAGCUUGCGCCCACCAACCUGCUGGAACCAGAGCCCACUGCAAGAGAAAUCUUACAGGGCAUCCAGGACCUGGGCAGGAGAUUAGAUCUCCUCGCCGCCACUGAGCGGGUGGAUGCAUUGGAGGUCAGAGUGGAUUCAAUGGAGAUGAACCUGCUCAAGAGGUUGGACAGGUUAGAGCAACAGCUCAAUGAAUCUGAUGCCCGGUGGAAAUCUUUGGAAUCCUAG